Messenger RNA from Salvia hispanica, 3072 nucleotides. The record is from RefSeq and is a predicted model, not a curated record. Lineage: Eukaryota; Viridiplantae; Streptophyta; Magnoliopsida; Lamiales; Lamiaceae.
AUGGCAGCUUAUGCAGCUCUUGCUUCCCUUGCUCAAACUACAGUUGAUACAAAUCAUGCCAAAUUUCACUUUUUUACCGGUGCAAAAGAGAAAAUUGGAUCCAUCCUCGAGUAUGCCGUCUUCUUGCUCACCUUCCUCGAAGAUUAUCCAGAGAGAGCCAGCCGUUGGGAAGGAAAGCUUAGGGAUUUAGCUCAUGAAGCUGAAGAUAUCAUCGAGCAAUUUUUGUGGAGGCUGUCGUUUUAUGAAAGGGCGAAAAUAUCAAGCUUGAAAUUUGAAGAGGAGUUGAGUAAUGUUACGGAGAAAUUCUGUUUACUUGCCGGAGAUGUGAUGGAAGAGCGACCUGCUUACUCAUCUCUUUCCCUCUCAUCAUCAUCAUCAUCAGCAGCAAGGAUUGCAGCUACUGGCGAUGGUGUGGCGAUUGGUUUGAAUGAAGAUGUGAUGGGGAUAAAGGAUCGCCUUUGUGGGCUCUCAUCCAAACUCGAAGUUGUUCCCAUUUUGGGGAUGGGUGGAAUCGGUAAGACCACUCUGGCUAGAACCGUUUAUGACGAUCCAUUAAUCAUGCAUCAUUUUGAUAUUCGUGUUUGGCUUACAAUAUCGCAAGAUUACAGUGAACAGAAAGUUCUUUUAGGGCUUGUAGAUUCGAUGAAAUUGAUAGAAAAAGACAUGUCUGCAUUAGAGAUGAAUGAUACUCCUAUUUCAACUUGGAAAGAGAAAGUGUAUAAAAACUUGAUGGGUAGGAGGUAUCUUGCUGUAAUGGAUGAUGUGUGGAGCACAAAGGUUUGGGAUGAUGUAAGGAGUGUAUUUCCGGAUGAUGCUAAUGGAAGUCGAAUCAUGUUAACCACAAGAGUAGCAGAUCCAGCCGUUUAUCCUGACUCGAGUAGUGCUCCUCAUGAGAUGAGCUUCAUGAAUGAUUCUCAAAGUUGGGAUUUGCUCAAGGGAAAAGUAUUUGAAGACAGAAAUUGCCCACCUGAAUUGGAAGAUGUUGGGAAAAGGAUUGCAAGAAGUUGUGGGGGACUACCGCUUGCUGUUGUCCUGGUUGCUGGAUUCCUGUCUGGUGUUGAUAAAAAUCCAUCUUCCUGGGAGGAAAUUUCCAAAAAUGUAUUAAAUCCAAUUGUUGGUAAAGAGUUGGAGGAGAUACUAUCUUUAAGUUAUAAGCACUUGUCUCAUCGUUUGAGGCCAUGUUUUCUGUUUAUGGCAAUGUUUCCUGAAGAUGAAAAUAUCCGUGCUUCAAGGCUUAUUAGAUUAUGGUUAGCUGAGGGCUUCUUGAUGCAUCAAAAUGGAAAGCUUGGAAGAGGAGGCGGAGGAGUAUUUGGAGGAUCUAGUCAAGAGAAAUCUUGUUAUUGUGACUAACAGUAAGAAGAGUAAUGGAAAAAUAAAGUGUUGCGGCCUCCAUGAUAUGGUACGAGAGUUUUGCAUAAGGAAAGCCCACGAUGAGAGGUUUAUUCGUGUUCUCAGUGAUAGAGUUGUUCGACAGGGCACCAUAAAUGAGAGGCACAUUAGUUUCAUAAAUGGGCAACACAUUACUCCUGGGCAUUCUGAUAUGAUUAACAUUUGGGCUCCAACCAUCCACACCAUUCUAUACUUCCAUCUUAAGAACUUUCCUUGUGUGACAUCCUUUCUACGAAACCAUAAAUUUCUUAGGAUAUUUGAGGCCAUGAGUGAAAACUCUACUUCACUCCCUUCAGAGGUAUUUGAUUUGUUUGAUUUAAGAUAUCUAGCUUUAACUUGUUCUUCUAUUCCAUCAACCAUAUCUAAUCUCAUGAAUCUUCAAACCUUGAUCAUCCUUCCAACCUCUCGGUUUGCUUCAGCCAAUGAUCACAGAAGAUACUGGGUAGGUGAGACUAAUGCAUGGUCUCAUUCCCCACUGCCACUGGAAAUUUGGAGGAUGCCUCAGUUAAGGCACGUUUUACUCCACCACGCUGUUACUCUACCGCAUCCCCCAGAUGGAUCAAAUCCUCCUCUAGAAAAUCUCCAAACUCUUUCAUACAUCUUGAAUCUUGUAUGGAAUGAAAACGUCUUGUUGAUGAUUCCAAACGUCAAAAGGUUGGGACUUGUGUAUGAUAUCGAUGUAGAGUUUAACCUCGAUCUCCUCAGACGUCUGGAUAAACUUGAAAAGUUGGUAAUAGAAACUGGUUACACAUUUGAGAUCAGACGUCUGGAUAAACUUUUCAAGGUGAAAACAGCUGGUUACACAAAUUAUUGGAGGAAUAGUGUUAAUUUUCCUAGCACACUGAAGAAGUUGACCCUGGUGGGUGGGGGUCUCCCUUGGAAAGAUAUGAGUGUGAUUGGUUCGUUGCCUAAUCUUCAAGUGCUCAAACUACGAAAUCACGCUUGCAGAGGUGAAACUUGGGAAACAGUUGAUGGAGAAUUUCCUGAUCUAAGAUAUUUGCUAAUUGUUGGAUCAGUGCUCCAGCAAUGGAUAACUGAGAGCAGCCACUUCCCCAGACUCAAGUACCUCGUGCUUCGUCAUUGCCAGAUGUUAAGGGAGAUUCCGGGAUGUAUAGGAGAGAUUCCAACACUUGAAGUGAUUGAAGUGGAUUCUAGUAACCAGUUUCUUGUGGAGUCAGCGAAGCAGAUAAAGGAGGAUCAAGAGAGCUAUGGAAAUUAUGAUCUUCAUGUUCGUGUAACCCAUUCUCGUGAGUUCUAGGACCUUUUGAUUUUCCAAGAAUCAGAGGAAGAAUCAGAGGGAGAAUCAGCAUCACCAACUCCCUCCACAUGAGAUGGCAGCUUAUUCCGCUCUUGCUUCCCUUGCUCGAACUACAGCUCUUGAUACAAAUCAUGCCAUAUUUCACUUCUCUAUCAAUGCAAAAGGAAGCAUUUAUCCAUCCACGAGUAUGCCAUCUUCUUGCUAACAUUCCUAGAAGAUUAUCCAGAGAGAGCCAACUGUUAGGAAGGCAAGCUGAGGGACGUUGCUCGUAAACUUGAAGCUAUUAUCGAACAAUCAAUAUCAUCAAGAUUGAAAUUUGAAGAGGAGCUCUGCAAUGAAACGGAAAAAUUCUGUUUGAUUACUGGAGAUGUGAUGGACGAGCAGCCUGCUUACUCAUCUCUUUCUCCCUCAUCAGCAUCAAGAGU